Molecule: messenger RNA, 1101 nt
Organism: Nannizzia gypsea CBS 118893
Lineage: Eukaryota; Fungi; Ascomycota; Eurotiomycetes; Onygenales; Arthrodermataceae
Exons: 2
Coding region: 1-1101 (366 amino acids)
Biological process (GO): RNA methylation
Molecular function (GO): RNA methyltransferase activity
Source: RefSeq, a predicted model, not a curated record
AUGGCUGGUCCACCUGUGUCUUCUUUAACCCAAGAUGAUAUACCAACAGCAGACGAGGAAAAUGCUACCAAGAUACUCGACUCCUACUUACAAGAGAAAUCACCUACUUUUAGCGCCUUUCGGGCCAUCCAGAAAAUAGUCUGGCAGUCUCCCGCAGCCGAUAAGCAUUUUUUGAAGCAAAGAGAAGCCGCCGAUUCAGCUACUCCAGCUCUAAAGAAACACUUCUUUGGGAUGAUGCGGGGUAUUGGUGAUCAGCUCCAAGCUGCUAAACAUAUUAUCCCGCCGCCUAGAGAAACAAAAAGCUUCAAGGUUCUUGAUAUCUGUAUGGCACCUGGAGGGUAUUCGGCUACGGUUCUCAAAUACAAUAAAUAUUCGCGCAUAUAUGGCCUUAGCUUGCCAGAGGAGGAGGGUGGACACCAAAUCCUUUUGCAGAAUUGGCGGAAAGAUCCCCGCGUGCAAAUCCUGCAGAUGGAUAUCACCAUGCUAUCUACGGAGCUUGGGUGCCCCAAUCUGUUGCCGCCGGAUAAUCCUGCAGCCUCACAAUUUUUUGACUGCAAACCUUUCGACGGACUAGAAGCUGACUUGAUCUUUUGUGACGGCCAAGUUCUCCGUACCCAUGAACGGGCAGUUGAUUCCAAGUUUGAGGCGUCUCGGUUAACAAGCGCUCAGCUUAUCAUUGCACUGCAAAGGAUCAAGAAGGGUGGAGCUAUAGUAAUACUUUUGCACCGCGUGAAUAGCCCGCAGAAUGUGGUCCUCCUUCACAGCUUUAGCCAAUUUGCUGAGAUCGAUCUAUUCAAACCCACUCCAAGUCAUGCCACCAGAAGUUCGUUCUACCUCGUGGCAAAGAACUUGGACCCAACGAGUUCGGGGGCUUGUAAUAUGCUUGAAGACCUAAAAAGUUCCUGGAAAAGGAAGACCUUGCAAGCUUUUAACGAUGAAUCACCUAAAGUUGAGCAGGCUAUAUCUGGAACCGAGAUGAGGGACAUCUUGGAGUCAUCGUUUGGGGAAAGGGUUAUCAGUCUCGGCGAACCUCUUUGGAAAAUUCAAAAGGAAGCGUUGGAGAGGAAAUUUUUGAGAGAAACCCCGAAACACCGGAACUAG